AUGCUGACUGUACCGAGGAUUGCCAAGUCAGAGAGCUCAUUUACCGGAGUCAACACCCUGAUACGAGAAUACUACGGAAGAACUACCACAGAAAAACUGGGAACUGAAGAUGUCUAUACAGAGCCGAGUUGGAUCAGCGAUCCAAUUGUGGACUCAUCCAAACACACGGAAAGAGUGCAUACCACCGUUGAAUAUAGAACAAGCGCUAAACUAAUAAAUAUUUCGGAUGAUCCACAACUCAAACCGCCAGUGGAGUCAGUCCAAUUCGCUGCCAAACCUGAGGGUCUAAGAGUUACUCCUUUACCUCUCGUGGGGUCAGACCAUGAACUAUUUUUCAACGUCACUUGGGAUCCACCUAAAGAGCCUACAGUGAUGGCGUACUCCCUAGAGGUGCAUAGUGAUACAAACACUGUGGACUGCAAUAUGGUAAACUUCUGUUAUGAAGCGAACAUCCCUGGGGACUCCCUCUGGAGUGUGAUCCCCUCAUCACCCAGCAUAGACGCGGACGGCUGCGCCCUGAGACCGGGCUGCGCGUACCUGGUCAAACUCAUCCCCGUCCCAGGAGAUGUGACCACUGCAGCCGAGUUGCGAGUGGAACUUGAUGAGUGCGUAGAAGGCGUAUGCUCAUGUGGACACUCUCCCCGCCUGCCCACGCCACUGGUGGCAGCCAACACUAUGUCCAUACACGGGGACAUAUUUGUCAAUGUCAGCUGGUCACUCCCUCUGCCCACGGAACCACUGCGGCUACCACCACGACUGAUGAAGCGGUACUACUAUGUCAGUUUAGCCAAAGAAAUAAUCAGUGGCCAUGAUUACCCACAUAUCAUAGUCACACGACGUUAUGACGCGUAUGGAUUCGUCGUCAUACCGGACUUCUCACAAUGGCGGUUGCUACCGAUCACCGACCGGAGCGUCGAGCGGGGCGGCGAGCGUAGCGGCGAGCGGAGCGGGCAGAAAGUUGGCGCCGCACGAGGCAUAGUGCUUGAUGUGAAAUUAAAAGCUCGAGUCAGCUUGGUGGAUGAACGCGGAUGCAUGGGACCAACGGGAAACGCUACCGCCUAUGAUCCCUUUGAACAACGAAACGAAAUCCCAGACCCAGUACCGGGUUUUCAAUUUCAAGCUCUCUGGGCGGUAUUCGGCGGCGCCUGCGUGCUAGCAAUGGUCGUGAUACUAGCCUUCAGUGCGCGGGCGGUGAAGCGAGUGCUGAAGGAAUUUCGUCCCGCGCCCGCGUCCGCUUCGCUCCAGCCACUCAGACCACGCCCGAAUUGGUUUGCGCUGGACACUAACGGCGAGCCUUCCGCCCUGCACCGAGUGCAGGAAAGCCCACUUUAUAUUCAUAAAGAGUUCAAAGCAGAAGGUGUGAAGACUGAUGAAUGGGAAGUGAGUCCGGCGCGGGUUCACAUGGGUCCACUGAUCGGCAGCGGCGCGUUCGGCAGGGUGCACGUGGCGCAACUAGACGUGCCAGGGGGAGAGACUAUCACGGUCGCCGCUAAGAUGUUGUCUGAUGACGCAAGCGAGGAAGAGAUGCAAGAUUUCAUGCGCGAGAUCGCCAUGUUGAAACACGUGGGGUACCACAAACACGUGAUCCGUCUCGUGGCUUGCUGUACCUUGAGACCACCACUCCUAGCUUUAUUAGAGCAUGCGCCGAGAGGGGAUCUUCUGUCACUAUUACGAAGAGCAAGAGGGAAAAGGAACAUAGAUGUCCAGAGAAUACAGGAGGUGGUGUCAGAUCCAGAGGGAAAUGGACGACCUUCAGAGGCUGACACUGAAUACACAAACCUGAGCGACUCAGACCCAGAGCAAGUCCUCUCGUGUGGAAGCAUCGAGAACAAAUUGUACAUGAACGCUGACCAGAGCUCGAAGGACCACUACGUGGCUGAACCGGCUCUACAGCUGGACGGCGCCACCAUGAGGGAGUACGCCCUGCAGGUAGCCCUGGGCAUGCGGCAUUUAGAAGCCAGGGGAAUUACACAUAGGGACCUAGCAGCCCGGAAUAUCCUGGUAGACGGCGCUGGACUGCUGAAGGUGGCAGACUUCGGCCUCUCCAGGUCAGGAGUGUACGUCAUCCACUCCAAGUCCAAGCCGGUUCCACUCCGCUGGUUGGCGCCUGAGGCUAUCUUCAAUGCUAAAUACUGCAGUGCCAGCGAUGUGUGGGCUUUCGCAGUACUGCUGUGGGAGAUUGCCACUUUAGGUGGAUUCCCUUAUGCAGACCUGAGUAACCAACACAUCCCGCAAUUCCUCACAACCGGGGGCAGACUACCGAAACCGAUUCGAGCUUCCCCGAGUCUCUAUCAACUCAUGACCGAAUGUUGGUCAGACAAUGCCCAAGAUCGGCCAACGUUUGCAAAAAUAGUGGACAAACUCACAGUCCAAAUACAGCUAUACGUCGACCUUGACUGCGUAUUCCCUCCAAUAGAAGAUAGAUUGACAAGUGAUUUCGAAUUCACAGACAACGACCAUAUAGAUCGGUGACCUAUUUCUCCAAGACUGAAUAGUUUUAUUGUUGCUAGUACAUAUUCCCACUGUUUUUAGUAAUUAUUAAAUACAUUUAAAUGGUAAA
Molecule: messenger RNA, 2560 nt
Organism: Bicyclus anynana (squinting bush brown)
Lineage: Eukaryota; Metazoa; Arthropoda; Insecta; Lepidoptera; Nymphalidae
Product: proto-oncogene tyrosine-protein kinase receptor Ret-like
Exons: 14
Coding region: 1-2472 (823 amino acids)
Biological process (GO): protein phosphorylation; cell surface receptor protein tyrosine kinase signaling pathway; multicellular organism development
Cellular component (GO): signaling receptor complex
Molecular function (GO): ATP binding; transmembrane receptor protein tyrosine kinase activity
Source: RefSeq, a predicted model, not a curated record